AUGCUUCGAUUUACAACUAGUGAACGAAAUCAGCAAGUACUAAAUUAUUUGGAUUUUCAAUAUACUGUUAAGCGAAUAAAUAAAGCUUGUGUGGAAUGGAGAUGUCGAAAUAGAAGUUGCUCAAGUUCAUUAACGUUAUCUCUUGAUAAUACAUGUGUGCGUCAUGAACCUAGUAUUCACAGCGAAUAUUGUCAAGCUGUUCAACCAAGUAAAAUAAUAGUGGAAGAAACAGUUGAAAUUAUGAAAAGAAGAGCACGAGAAGAAACAAAAUCUAUAUCAGAAAUUUAUGCGGAAGAAAUAGUAGCUACACGAAGACGACAUCCUGGUGUUCCAACUGGUUAUUACUUUCCUACUCUUAGUUCAAUUGAUUCUUCACUUUAUUAUCAUCGUUCUCUUAACUACCCAACCUUACCAAAAUGUUUAAAUGAUAUGGUUUUAUCAGGUGAAUGGUGUCUAACAAGAUCUGGAGAACGGUUUCUGUUGGUUGAUGAAACUUAUGAUAACAAAGAAAGAAUUUUGCUAUUCGGUUCGAGAUGGAGUAUUAAAUUUUUAUCAUUUUGUUCGGGAUGGCAUGCCGAUGGAACAUUUUUAACAAGACCUUUAUUAUUUGCUCAGAUCUAUAUUAUUUUCGGUUAUUUUGAUGGUUUUCUUAUUCCUUGCAUUUAUUGUUUAACUUCAAGACAAGACCAAGUUACCUAUGAAAAAAUUUUGAAUCACAUUAUAUCUAUUGGCUAUUCACAGCUUAAUACAAGGUUUUCUCCACAGUCUCUAACUUGUGAUUUUGAGCUUGGGAGUAUCAAUGCAGCUGCUAAAUGUUUUCGUAAUAUUUCAAUUACUGCAUGCUUUUUCCAUUACUCUCAAGCUCUAUGGAGAAAGGUGCAAGACCUAAAACUUAAUUCAUUGAUUUCUAAAUCAAAGACAAACAAUAAUAGUUGGUCUGAAGAACAGCGAAAAGCUGCUUAUAUUUGGUUUUAUGGAGCUAUUGGGCUCGCAUUAAUACCACCAUCUCACGUAGAAUCGGUAUGGACCAAUAUCAUGGAUGAAUACACUCCAGAAACUCCACUUGCUCAAGAUUCUAACGAUUAUAUGGUCGAAAAUUAUGUUUGUCAGCAGUCAUCACGAUACUCAAUAGAACUUUGGAACGUCUUUACUAAUAUUCAACAAAAACUUCCACGUAAUAAUAAUGCAGCAGAAUGCUACAACCAUCGUAUGUCAACUGUUUUCCCACCACAUCCUCAUAUAUACGAAUUCAUUCGACGUUUAAAAGACGAACAUGAAUAUCAGCAUCAUAAAGCGGAGGAAGCUCAAGUUCACAAGAAAAAAAGAAGAAAUAUUUACGAAAAAAUUGAUGCAAAACUUCUUCAACUGAUUCAUCAAUUUGAAAAUGGACGAAUAACAGCAACUGAACUUGCAAUCGAAUCUGGCAAAACAGUGAAAAUAAAAAAAAAGAAAUAA
This is a messenger RNA of Rotaria socialis, 1455 nucleotides long. Lineage: Eukaryota; Metazoa; Rotifera; Eurotatoria; Philodinida; Philodinidae. The record is from the annotation of a GenBank genome assembly.